Molecule: messenger RNA, 2791 nt
Organism: Boleophthalmus pectinirostris (great blue-spotted mudskipper)
Lineage: Eukaryota; Metazoa; Chordata; Actinopteri; Gobiiformes; Gobiidae
Product: adhesion G protein-coupled receptor E1-like
Exons: 18
Coding region: 1-2502 (833 amino acids)
Biological process (GO): adenylate cyclase-activating G protein-coupled receptor signaling pathway; cell surface receptor signaling pathway
Cellular component (GO): membrane
Molecular function (GO): calcium ion binding; G protein-coupled receptor activity
Source: RefSeq, a predicted model, not a curated record
AUGAAGUACGGACACGUUUUGCUCGUCUUAGGUAUACUAGUUGCUGUAGUUGGUGCUUUUCCUCCAGGUUCUUGCGAUGGAUACACCAACAUCAGUCAAGCUUGGAGAAACGCCAAUUUCUUUAUUUCACCGUAUUUCGAGGCCAAUCCCUAUGACGACUCCUUCAUGGUUUCCAAUUGGUGGCGCUUUGUGGGGCCCGGUGGAGACAUACUUUUGACUCUAUGUAAGACGGGCGGUACGGGGAACGUGUACAGCAUUGCAAUUGACGCCCCCUUCAUGCCCACGACCGAAAAGGACACCGCGACCCCAGUGACGGCGAACGCAUUCGGGCCGUCGUGUUUUCCCAAUACGUUUUACAUAGAUGUGGUCCUGUGCCCUGGAAACUUCUACAUCUACAACCCACGGUCUCACCCUGCAUCUUCAGGAUACUCAACAUGGCACAGAGUGUGUCAGCCAGACUCCUGCGGACCAAAUGCAGAGUGCUUUUAUUUUUCGGGGUAUGGCAUGUGCAGGUGUCUGUCUGGAUAUAAUAUGGAACAAAACGUCUACCCUCCAGAGGAUGUACUGUGCAUAGAUGUUGACGAAUGCCUUUACGCAGACGUGUGUGGGCCUCUGGCUAACUGUACAAAUGGGGACGGAACAUACAACUGCACCUGUUUCCCUGGAUACGCACCACCAUAUCCAACUCAGAUUGCAUCUCCCAAUAAUCCUUGCUCUGACAUCGAUGAGUGUACGAACACAUCAAUUUGUACGGCCUAUUCAGACUGUAUCAACACCGAUGGGAAUUACACAUGCGAGUGCUAUACAGGCUUUUACUCUGACCCUCCAGUUUGCAAAGAUAUUGAUGAGUGUUCCGAUACGACGAUAUGUGGUUACAAUGCUACUUGCAACAACACCCUUGGUUCGUACACCUGUGAAUGUGACGUGGGCUACAGAGUCACUAACUCCCUCUAUGAGCCCAGCCCAACAAAUCUCUGUCUCGACAUUGAUGAGUGUUGGGAGACCCCUGCAAUCUGUGGAAGAAACGGCAAGUGCACCAAUACAGACGGCUCUUUCAUGUGCACAUGUUACCCGGGCUAUCGGCUGGACCCUGCACUGAUGGGUGUCUCUGAUCCAUGCGUUGAGUUAAAUGGGAUGAUGUUCAACCCUGGAGACUAUAAACCAAAGAGCUUUACUCUGGGAGCCGGUCAAAUCACCAUGGCGAUCAACAUAGAGGACCUGGCCAAAAACAACAAUGAUUACGGGGCAGUUGCUAUAAUGAAGCUCAACGGCUUGGACAGUCUCCUCAGUCAUCAGUACUUUGAAACGGAAAACACCACUGAAUUUGCUGCGGAUGUUUUCUCUGCAUAUCUCCCCUACAUGAAUAAUACCAACAUAACAGACCCGAUCAACUUCACCAUUCCACAUUCAAAGAUGUUUCCCAACGAUUCUCUGCCGACAUGUACGUAUUGGGUGAUAGAAAAAGCAGCUGAAGAAGAGAGUGAAGCAGCAGGAGGAGACACUGAGGACGGUGAAGAGCUCUCGGGUUUCACGGGUUACUGGUCGACGGAGGGCUGCUGGGUUUCCUACACCCACGAAAACUUCACUAUAUGCAGCUGCUUGCAUCUCUCCACAUUCGCCCUGAUUAUGCAAAUGGGAGAGCCUCCACCAGAAAGUGACUUCCUGAACUGGCUCAACCGGAUCUGCGUCGGUAUCGGACUCUUCUUCUUCGCUCUUGCCAUUCUCACCUUCCUCUUGUGCAGCUGGAACCCAAAAAUCAACAACACCGCUCGCCUCCACCUGUGUCUCAAUCUAGGCCUGUCCCAUCUGCUUCUGUUGUUUAAUGAGAAUUUUUAUGCUGAUGAGCUGGCUUGUAAGGCGAUAGCAGGGAUUCUCCACUUCUUGGUCGUGGCCAGUUUUGUGUGGAUGCUGCUGGAGGCCGUGCAGCUCUACAUGCUGGUCCACAGGCUCAACAAGGUCCAGGUGAUCGAGAGAGACGGCCUCCCCAAGCUCGUCCUCUUCCUCAUCGGCUACGGGGUCCCUCUGCUCAUCGUGGGCGUCUCUGCUCUGGUCUAUCACCCGGGAUAUGGAGCCACUGCUGGAAAUGUCUGCUGGUUGUCCACAACCCGCAACUUCAACUGGGCUUUAACAGGACCCGUGGUCACUAUUCUCAUUCUUAACUUGAUGCUGUUCUGUGCUACACUAUGGAGCCUCAGAACCACCUUGGCCAGCAUGAGGAGUGGAGCGUCUAACUCCAAAGAUACCAGGCUUGUGUUGUUCAAGAUCGUGGCCCAGUUCGUGAUUCUGGGCUGCACCUGGAUCCUGGGCCUGUACCAGUCCAACCUUUUCUUCCAAAUCCUCUUCAUAGUUCUCAACUCACAGCAGGGGACCUUCCUCUACAUAGUCCACUGUGUGCUCAACAAAGAGAUUCGAGAAGAGUGCCUCAAAUGCCUCACAUGUUCUCACAGUAAAGAGAAGGACAAGGAUAAAACGGUAUCGACCACAUAUGACAUAGAUAAAUAAUAAGUCUUCGAAGAUUACUGUAGCAGACAUUACAAUUACAAAAUGGCAAUUCAUGUUUUUUUUUAAUUAUUAUUACUUUAAAGGGCCUGUACCUGAUUUCGGACAUAUUUUAGUUUCAACUUUAAGCCCUGUCCACUUAGUCCUUUCAGUUGUUUCCUUAAAAUUCUCAAAUCUCUGCAGACUAUUUGCAAUUUUGUCAGUCUUUAAAAUGUCCGGGAUAGUGUCGGAGAAUUGGUUUCCUCUGAUUCUUAGUAACAAUGUGCCUGACUGGAUGAAAAAUGUUUGUAUU